AUGGCGGAAGGAAAGAAGACUUCGUGCACAGCCAGCCUCUAUCUGACUGUGGAUAAAAUCACAACCCUUUCAAGCCUCAGCUUCCCUAUCUGUAUUUCUGGGAAGAGCCAACUUCUGUUUGCACUGGUUUUCACUACUCGUUAUCUGGAUCUCUUUACUUCAUUUAUUUCACUGUAUAAUACAUCUAUGAAGCUUAUCUACAUUGCUUGUGCAUAUGCCACUGUGUACUUAAUCUACAUGAAGUUUAAGGCUACAUAUGAUGGAAACCACGACACAUUCCGAGUGGAGUUUCUGGUGGUCCCUGUUGGAGGGCUAUCGUUUCUAGUCAAUCAUGAUUUCUCUCCACUUGAGAUCUUGUGGACCUUCUCGAUCUACCUUGAGUCAGUUGCUAUCCUCCCACAGCUCUUUAUGAUCAGCAAAACUGGGGAAGCUGAGACCAUCACUACUCAUUAUCUUUUCUUCCUUGGCCUAUAUCGUGCCUUGUAUCUAAUUAAUUGGAUUUGGCGCUACUAUUUCGAGGGUUUCUUUGACCUCAUAGCUGUCGUUGCUGGUGUGGUCCAGACUAUUCUCUACUGUGACUUCUUCUAUUUGUACGUUACAAAAGUACUCAAGGGAAAGAAGCUCAGUUUGCCAGCGUAAGUGCCAAAGACCAUCGCCAGCAUCUGUCCUUCAGGAUGUUUGGACAGAAUUCUUAUCACAAACAAAGGCAUAAGAUGCUUGAGACAGAAAAAUCAGAAACUCAACUUUUUUAUUGCAGAUAGUCAUCAGCGGCUCUGUAAGAACACAGAGGAAAGUAAACCAGCGGAUUUC
Gracilinanus agilis (Agile Gracile Mouse Opossum) is the source of this 810-nucleotide messenger RNA. RefSeq names its product ER lumen protein-retaining receptor 2-like. The coding region runs from base 1 to 639 and encodes 212 amino acids. Gene Ontology annotation, biological process: protein retention in ER lumen; endoplasmic reticulum to Golgi vesicle-mediated transport. The record is from RefSeq and is a predicted model, not a curated record. Gene Ontology annotation, molecular function: ER lumen protein retrieval receptor activity. Gene Ontology annotation, cellular component: endoplasmic reticulum; membrane; cis-Golgi network. The transcript is spliced from 5 exons. Lineage: Eukaryota; Metazoa; Chordata; Mammalia; Didelphimorphia; Didelphidae.